Molecule: messenger RNA, 2530 nt
Organism: Sorex araneus (European shrew)
Lineage: Eukaryota; Metazoa; Chordata; Mammalia; Eulipotyphla; Soricidae
Gene: SLC6A13
Product: solute carrier family 6 member 13
Exons: 15
Coding region: 65-1882 (605 amino acids)
Biological process (GO): sodium ion transmembrane transport; neurotransmitter transport
Cellular component (GO): plasma membrane
Molecular function (GO): gamma-aminobutyric acid:sodium:chloride symporter activity
Source: RefSeq, a predicted model, not a curated record
CUUCCCUUCCCCUAGAGGAUUCUUCUUUCCCCACUGGACCUCUGGCAACUUCUCUCAGGUGGGAAUGGAUAGCAGGGUCUCGGGCACUGCCAGUAAUGGAGAGACCAAACCAGCGUACCCAGUCAUGGAAAAGGCGGAAGAAGAUGGCACCCUGGAACGGGGACACUGGAACAACAAGAUGGAAUUCGUGUUGUCAGUGGCCGGGGAGAUCAUCGGCCUGGGCAACGUCUGGAGGUUUCCCUAUCUCUGCUACAAAAACGGGGGAGGUGCUUUUUUCAUCCCCUACCUCAUCUUCCUCUUCACCUGUGGCAUUCCUGUCUUCCUCCUGGAGACAGCUCUGGGCCAGUACACCAGUCAGGGGGGCGUCACAGCCUGGAGGAAGAUCUGCCCCAUCUUUGAGGGCAUCGGUUACGCCUCCCAGGUCAUCGUCGUUCUCCUCAACAUAUACUACAUCAUUGUCCUGGCCUGGGCCCUCUUCUACCUCCUGAGCAGCUUCACCGUUGACCUUCCGUGGGGGAGCUGCCACCACGACUGGAAUACAGAGCACUGUGUGGAGUUCCAGAGGACCAAUGGCUCCUUGAACGUGACGUCGGAGAAUGCCACCUCGCCUGUCAUUGAGUUCUGGGAGAGGCGGGUCCUGAAGAUCUCUGACGGUAUCCAGCACCUGGGGAGCUUGCGCUGGGAGCUAGCCCUGUGCCUCCUGCUGGCCUGGAUCCUCUGCUACUUCUGCAUCUGGAAGGGGGUCAAGUCCACGGGCAAGGUGGUUUACUUCACAGCCACAUUUCCUUACCUCAUGCUGGUGGUCCUGUUGAUUCGGGGGGUGACAUUGCCUGGGGCAGCCCAAGGAAUCCAGUUUUACCUGUACCCCAACCUCACGCGCCUGUGGGACCCCCAGGUGUGGAUGGACGCGGGCACCCAGAUCUUCUUCUCCUUCGCCAUCUGUCUCGGGUGCCUCACAGCCCUGGGCAGCUACAACAAGUACCACAACAACUGCUACAGGGACUGCAUGGCCCUCUGCUUCCUCAACAGCGGCACCAGCUUCGUGGCCGGCUUUGCCAUCUUCUCCAUCCUGGGCUUCAUGUCUCAGGAGCAGGGGGUGCCCAUCUCUGAGGUGGCCGAGUCAGGCCCUGGCCUGGCUUUCAUCGCCUACCCCCGGGCUGUGGUGAUGCUGCCCUUCUCUCCGUUCUGGGCCUGCUGCUUCUUCUUCAUGGUCGUCCUCCUGGGACUGGACAGCCAGUUCGUGUGCGUCGAGAGCCUGGUGACGGCGCUGGUGGACAUGUACCCCCGCGUGUUCCGCAAGAAGAACCGGCGGGAGCUCCUCAUCCUGGGCGUGUCAGUCGUCUCCUUCCUCCUCGGGCUCAUCAUGCUCACGGAGGGUGGCAUGUAUGUGUUCCAGCUCUUCGACUACUAUGCUGCCAGUGGCAUGUGCCUCCUGUUCGUGGCCAUCUUUGAGUCCCUCUGUGUAGCUUGGGUCUAUGGAGCUGGGCGCUUCUAUGACAAUAUUGAAGAUAUGAUUGGAUACCGGCCAUGGCCUCUUAUCAAAUAUUGUUGGCUCUUCCUCACGCCAGCUGUGUGCACAGCCACCUUCCUCUUCUCCCUGAUCAAAUACACCCCUCUGACCUAUAACAAGAAGUACACGUACCCCUGGUGGGGUGACGCCCUGGGCUGGCUCCUGGCUCUCUCCUCCAUGGUCUGCAUCCCGGCCUGGAGUGCUUACAAGCUCAGCGCCCUCAAGGGCCCCUUCCGAGAGAGACUCCGCCAGCUCGUGUGCCCUGCACAGGACCUGCCCCCUCGGAAGCUGAGCCCCAGGGCGGAGCCCUGCGCGCUGGCCUCGCCCAGGAGCUCCCUCCUCCGACUCACAGAACUGGAGUCAAACUGCUAGGGGCAUCUGGGAGGGCCGGGUCUGGGCAGGGGCGGGGAACAGCUGCAAAAGGGCCUGGCGGGGCAGCUUCCAGAAGCUUCUCUCUCCCCCACUACACACACCCAGGCGAAAUCCAAUAAAGGAGGGGGGUGAUUUGGGAAUCCAUCUUUUGAACUGGUGGUCGUCCUACCCCCCGAAUCAUGAUAGUUUUGAAGUGCCAGCGUUGAGCUGGGGGACAUGGGCCUUGGGUGUGGGCUUACUGGGGGCUCUGGCUUCUGGCCCACCCCCCCGAAAUUUCCAUCCCAUUUAAUUUGCAUUCCUCCCACCCAUGAUGAACACUUGUGCCCAGUUUCUGCCUUUAAAGUGGGGACAGGGUGCUUGCCUUGCACAUGGCUGACCUGGGUUCCAUCCCUGACACCCCAGAUGGUCCCAUAUGCAGAAGUAAGCCUUGAGCGGGGCUGGGUCCGGCUCCAAAGCCAAAAAAUAAAAAUUAGGAAGGUCAGUUUGGGCAGCCUCUGGCUCGCCUUCCCCUGCUGAGGUCUCCUGGCGGCCCCCAGCAGAGGGGGCGGGUGGGAGUGCCAGUGAGACCCCCGUUACAGACUGCCCUGGCUCCCUGCAUGCCCUGUCCUCCCAUCAGCUCUGUGGAGUGACAAAGGGCAGGGAAGGAGG